AAUGUUUCUGUUGGUAGAGAGAAACAAUAAGCGGGAAAGUUAGCCGUUAUAACCAACAAUACAAUUGAAUAUGAUACGACGUAGUUUGCUGAGCGAAUGCACGUUUUGUAUUAGAGUUGAUCGGUCGUUUACUAGCAUAAUCGUGUAUUGUAAUAUAUUAUAAUUCGGAAAAUUUGUGCUUUGUUGAAAGAAGAGAUUAUUCUUUAAUUUGCUUUUCUAUAAAUUAUAAUAUAUGUUAAGAGAAUAAACAUGAUUCCUUUAACAGAAGGAUCAUUAGAUAAAAUUAUGGCAGGCAUUGAUGUCGAAAAACCAAUUUUACAAAUAUUGGGCCAUAAAAAGUUAGCAAGUUCCAGUAGUGGAGAUCGUUAUAGAUUAUUAGUUUCUGAUGGCAAGAGAGUAAAUUCAUUUACAAUGUUAGCUACACAAUUAAAUUCAAUGAUUACAGAUAAUAUUUUGACUGAAUUUUCAAUAUGCCAAGUUAAUAGAUAUGCUGUAAGUACUGUCAAUAAUGGUGGAAAACAAAAACGUGUGAUGGUGAUAUUGAGUCUUGAUUUAAAAGUAUCUGGUGAAGAAGUUGGUUCUAAAAUAGGAAAUCCUACAAAUAUCGAUAGCAAUGCAAAUACAGAAGUUGAACCAAAAAAACCACAACCUAUACAAACUCAUAGUGCUGUUACUAUCCAAAAAAAUACUACAAAUCAUUCAUCUUCUGAUAUAUGUACAACUCCUAUUGUUGGAUUAAGUCCAUAUCAAAAUAAAUGGGUUAUCAAAGCAAGAAUUACAAAUAAAUCUAAUAUUAUUACAUGGUCUAAUUCUCGGGGUGAAGGGAAGUUAUUUUCUAUGGAUUUAGUUGAUGAAAGUGGUGAGAUAAGAUGUACAGCAUUUAAAGAUCAGUGUGAUAAAUUUUAUGAUAUGAUAGAGGUUGGGAAAAUUUAUUACAUUUCACGAUGUAGUUUAAAACCAGCAAAUAAAAAUUACAAUACUUUGAAGAAUGAUUAUGAAAUGAGUUUGACUCAAGAUACAGAAAUUAUUCCAUGUCACGAUGAUGUAGAUGCUAUUCCAAUGAUUCAAUUCAAUUUUGUACCAAUAAAUGCUAUAGAAAAUAAAGAAAAGAAUGAUAUUAUAGAUGUUUUGGGAAUCGCAAAAUCUUGUGAAGAAAUACAAAUACUGAGAGCACGAACCACAGGCAGGGAACUUAAAAAGAGAGAAGUUAUGUUGGUAGAUGAAAGUAAUACCAUGAUAUCUUUGAGUUUAUGGGGUGCAGAUGCAGAAAAGUUUGAUGGAAGUAAUAAUCCUAUUGUGGCUAUUAGAAACGCACGUAUUGGUGAAUUUAAUGGUGGAAAAAAUCUUUCCUGUAUAAUGUCUUCUGUUUUUCAAGUAGAUCCUGAUAUACCAGAAGCACACAAAUUACGUGGGUGGUAUAAUACUAUAGGAAUGUCUGAUCAGGCUAAAAGUUUAUCUACGAGUAAUGCACGUGGAGGUGGGAUGAAUGGAACAUGGUUAACUAUAAAAGAAGCACAAAAUAUAACAAACUCCAGUGAUAGUGGCUUCAAUAUCUUCAUUUCAAAACUUACUGUUAAUUUGGUUAGAGCCGAAAAUGUUGUUUAUAAAUCAUGUCCGACUGAUGGCUGUAACAAGAAAAUGAUAGAUCAAGCUAAUGGAAUGUACAGAUGUGAAAAAUGUAACAAAGAAUACCCGAGUUUUAAGUACCGUCUUCUUGCGAAUGUCAAUUUUGGAGAUUGGCAAAAUAAUCAAUGGGUAACAGCCUUCAAUGACGAAGCUGAAAAAUUAUUAAAUAUAACAGCACAAGAAUUGGGAGAAUUACAAGAGAAUAAUAAAGAUGCAUACAUGGACAAAUUUUCUGAAGUUGCAUUUCAAAGUUUCAUUGUGAAACUACGUAUGAAAAUAGAAACAUUCAAUGACGAAACAAGAUUAAAGGCAAGCUGUUUAUCGAUAUCACCGGUUGAUUACAAAGUAUACAAUGAUAUCUUGUUAACAAAAAUUAAAGAUAUCGUUGGAAUUGAAAAGCUUUAAAUUAUCAUAUAUGUUAAUUUGUUAUAAUGUAUUGCUAUAUACCUAUAUGAUCUUUAUUUAAGUUAAUUAUUAGAUACCUAUAUUUCUUACAUUUUGCACAUUUAUUUUCUCUUUUUUUUUCCUUUUUUUUUUUAUAUAAGAAAAUAUUAUAAGUCUAUAUUUGUAUUCAAAUAAAAUUUAUCAAAUGAAGAUCACAUAUUUAAUAAUACUUUUUGUCAUAUAAUAUGUGUAGACAUUAUAUAUUAACCAUUAUACUAUAAAAUAAUAUGUAAAUCUAUUUAUGCACG
Messenger RNA from Vespula vulgaris, 2318 nucleotides. RefSeq names its product replication protein A 70 kDa DNA-binding subunit (gene RpA-70). The record is from RefSeq and is a predicted model, not a curated record. The coding region runs from base 250 to 2031 and encodes 593 amino acids. Gene Ontology annotation, cellular component: DNA replication factor A complex; nucleus. The transcript has 14 exons. Gene Ontology annotation, biological process: meiotic cell cycle; double-strand break repair via homologous recombination; DNA replication. Gene Ontology annotation, molecular function: single-stranded telomeric DNA binding; damaged DNA binding. Lineage: Eukaryota; Metazoa; Arthropoda; Insecta; Hymenoptera; Vespidae.